AUGGCAAAAUCUAGUAGCUGUAUUGUUCUGUUGGCUUUCUUUUUCACUACAGCACUAGCUACACUAACCAUGCAUGAACAAAGGUUUUUGUCUGAAUGUGCAAACACAGUUGGAGAAUAUUGUGGGAACCAAUUAUAUAACAAGCUCUUCACUCAUAACAAAACAUCAAUUACUAGAGAUUGUUGUUACAAGAUUCUUCAAACAGGUUAUUCUUGUCACAUCAAAAUGAGUGUGUUUAUUCUAGAAAGCAAUCCAGAUUUGAAACACGCAGAUCGGGUUCCGUAUCUUACCAAAAGUGACGGCCUUUUUCAGAAGUGUGACCGUGCUACCGAGCCUGAGAACUCCAAGUUUCUGGCUACAUGCGUAGAGCAAGUAGGAUCUGAUUGCGGAGAAGAAGUUUACAACAAACUGGUUCAUGAUAAGGAUGUGAGUCAACAAUGUUGCAAAAAGCUUGUUCAAUCAGGCCAGAAAUGUCAUACCAGUAUGGCGAAGGCUUUGAUUCGUACACCGCCUAUGAAGAAUGUUGACGCAAUUCAGUUUCUAAAGAAGAACAAGAAAAUAUACAGUGAUUGUAAACGUGCGGAAUGA
Molecule: messenger RNA, 588 nt
Organism: Lathyrus sativus (Indian pea)
Lineage: Eukaryota; Viridiplantae; Streptophyta; Magnoliopsida; Fabales; Fabaceae
Source: the annotation of a GenBank genome assembly